Scophthalmus maximus (turbot) is the source of this 3016-nucleotide messenger RNA. RefSeq names its product junctophilin-1. The coding region runs from base 235 to 2283 and encodes 682 amino acids. Lineage: Eukaryota; Metazoa; Chordata; Actinopteri; Pleuronectiformes; Scophthalmidae. The record is from RefSeq and is a predicted model, not a curated record. The transcript is spliced from 7 exons. Gene Ontology annotation, cellular component: plasma membrane; sarcoplasmic reticulum; junctional membrane complex.
AGCGUCGCGUGUCACCUCGCGUGACUUGGCGGCGCGGAGCGCGGUCCGCCACUCAGCAGUGGAGCGACCGUGGCAGCCGCGGCGGCCGCCUCUCACCCUCCCACGCCCCGACACCGCGCUGCCGAUGCGCCCCCGCUCCCUCACACGUGUGCCGACAGCGUCCCGGUCCACACCCGCUCCCCUCCGGAGAGUUCACAGCGCGACCCCGGGCGGUUCUUCUCCCCCCGCGUCUGAAUGACGGGCGGCCGGUUCGACUUUGACGAUGGCGGCACCUACUGCGGAGGCUGGGAGGAGGGCAAAGCCCACGGCCACGGAGUGUGCACGGGGCCCAAGGGCCAGGGCGAGUACUCGGGCUCCUGGUCCAACGGCUUCGAGGUGGUGGGCGUGUACACCUGGCCCAGCGGGAACGUGUUCCAGGGCUACUGGGCGCAGGGCAAGCGCCACGGACUCGGCGUGGAGACCAAAGGCAGGUGGAUCUACCGGGGGGAGUGGACCCACGGCUUCAAGGGCCGCUACGGCGUCCGGCAGAGCCUGAACACACCGGCCAGGUACGAGGGCACCUGGAGCAACGGGCUGCAGGACGGCUACGGCGUGGAGACGUACGGGGAUGGAGGUACGUAUCAGGGUCAAUGGACCGGUGGGAUGCGUCAUGGCUAUGGUGUACGUCAAAGUGUCCCAUACGGUAUGGCCUCCGUCAUCCGCUCGCCUCUACGAACCUCGCUGGCGUCCCUCCGCAGUGAGCAGAGUAAUGGCACAGUACUGCGUGACAGCUUGUCCGACAGCCCUGCUGGCACACGUGGAGGCUUCGUGCUCAACUUCCACUCCGAUGGCGAGGGUUCCGAGAAGAAGAAGAGUCUUUUCCGCCGCGGUUCCCUCUUCGGCAGCCUUCAGCGACUGCGCAAAUCAGACUCGCGUUCGUCGAUUUCCAGUAAGCGCAGCUCGGCACACAGUGACACCACCAUGAGCCGCAUCAGUUCAAGCGACGCCAACUCCACCAUCAGCUUUGGAGACGGAGAGCCCGGUGAUGACUACCUGACGCUGGAGGACAAUGUGGACGCCACCACUACCGAGUCCUACAUGGGCGAGUGGAAGAAUGACAAGCGCAGCGGCUUUGGUGUCUCUGAGCGCUCCAACGGCAUGAAGUAUGAAGGUGAGUGGUUGAACAAUAAGCGCCAUGGCUAUGGCUGCACCAUCUUUCCUAAUGGCACCAAGGAAGAAGGGAAGUACAAGAACAACGUGCUGGCCAGGGGCAUAAGGAAGCAGCUGAUCCCGCUGAAGAACACCAAGACCAAACAGAAGGUGGAUCGAGCUAUCGAGGGAGCCGUGAGAGCAGCAGCCAUUGCCAGAACCAAAGUCGAGAUCGCCAUCUCCAGAACGUCCCAUGCUCGGACCAAAGCCGAGGCUGCGGACCAGGCUGCUCAGUCAGCCAGUCAAGAUUCAGAUAUCGCCAGAGCCGUGGCCAGAGAGCUCUCCCCGAGCUUCCACCAGCCAGGCCCUGACUACAUACGUCAGAAGUACAAUGAGCCAGUGGAGGUGAAGGAGGUUCCUGUGGAGGAGAAGAAGGAAAAAUCUCCAUCAGGGAGCCCUCAUUUCUACCGGAAAGGAACAACACCCAACCAUUCUCCAUCUCAGAGCCCAGGUCCCAGUCCUGCUCCUUCACCCACUGCUGUUAAGAAGAGCUUUUUCAGCAGUAAAACUCCAGCCACCCUUUUUCCUGCCAAGCCUGCUGGGAAAGAGAACCAAACCCCAGCAGCAGAGUCUUUGACUGCAGGCAUAACAAAGGCAGCAUCAAAACUUUCUCUCAGACAGGAAGUGAGGCAACAUGAGGCUCCUCCAUUGGUCAAACCAGCUGUCACCACAGCCACCAGCCUUUACCCCAGCAAUGGGCAGAUUCACUCCCAGUACCACGGUUACUAUGUCAAGGCUGAUGUAAAGAGUCCGCCUCCCGAUGAGCCACUUGGUGUAGAGGACGACUUUCACCCAUCCAGCCUGGCAAGGUUGCCGCCACCUGCCAAACCGAUACUGAUGCCAGCACUGAAAUCCCUGCCAGCCCAGAGUCCUUCACCAACACCCCCUAAAGAGAGCACCAAGGCACCGGAGCCCCCCAAGCCAAAAAGAUCAGAAUCAACCAAACCAAAGAGCCUCGCAGAAACCAAGAAAGCCAGCAUGGAAAUAGCUCCUGAAGUCGUAGAGGAGGAGUCGGGCCCGAACUCCAUCCUGGUGGCUCUUGUGAUGCUGCUGAAUGUAGGUCUAGCAAUCAUUUUUGUCCACUUCCUCACCUGACCAAACAUCGACUCAGUGAACUCAUCCAAACUAGUCGCGGAGCUGCUAACCCUCCACCAGCCAACGAGGCCUUAAAAAAAGAAGAUGACGCCAGUCAGAACGGCAGACACGGGCAGAACGGACGACUGAAAAUAGACUAGUGAAGGAGGAGGAGUAGAAGUGGAGCAGAAAAACACAUGGAGGAGAGACACGGAGAGAGAGAGAGAGAGAGAGAGAGAGAGAGAGAGAGAGAAAGAGAGGAAAAAGCAGAGAGAGAGAAAGAUGAAACUUGUGCCACCAGCCCCCACCCACCCUCACCCCAUCCCACCCCGACCCACCCGGCCCCCCGCCCAUCCCUCUCUCUGGAUGGACUGAAUGACUGAGUCCAACCUGAUUGGACUGGCGAUGAUUUGCGACUCCACUCCACAGAGUGUGCAGUGAAAAGCUGAAGCAAGCAGUUGCUGGUUGGAACUGGGCCCCUGAGCCCCAACUGUGGAUCCUCUAUCAGGGUUAGAAAUAACAGGAGGCCUGGGGAGUAAAUAAAUAAAUAAAUACAUUUUAUUUAUAGUGCCCUUUUCAUCAAAAGAUCUCAAAGGGCUAGAGCCACCGUGAGUGAAUGUGAGGCCCGGCAUCCACACUGCCUACAAAUGCCUGUAAUGUGUGUGCUUCACUUGUCUCUAGCACCUUCUCCAUCCAGCUGUUCAGCAAAUAUGGAAGUUUUUGAAAUGCUGCAAUAAAAAGUUUGUGCCUGGUC